Sorghum bicolor (sorghum) is the source of this 2016-nucleotide messenger RNA. Its product is annotated as beta-glucosidase 12. Gene Ontology annotation, molecular function: beta-glucosidase activity. Gene Ontology annotation, biological process: carbohydrate metabolic process. The transcript has 13 exons. NCBI's taxonomy places the organism in Eukaryota, Viridiplantae, Streptophyta, Magnoliopsida, Poales, Poaceae. The coding region runs from base 32 to 1570 and encodes 512 amino acids. The record is from RefSeq and is a predicted model, not a curated record.
CACACCGUGCACUAGGCUCUCCCCUCUCCCCAUGGCAGCUGUGAGAGUAGCAGCUGCGAUGCUCGGUCGUCUUCUGCUCCUGCCCCUCCUGCUAGCCGUCGCUUCCGACGCCUACGAUGGAGGCGGCCAGCCGCCGAUCAGCCGGAGAAGCUUCCCCGAAGGGUUCAUCUUCGGGACGGCCUCGUCGGCAUAUCAGUAUGAGGGUGGUGCAAUGGAGGGGGGCAGAGGACCAAGCAUCUGGGACACCUUCACCCAUCAGCACCCAGAUAAAAUCGCCGACAGGAGUAACGGGGACGUUGCAGUGGAUUCCUACCAUCGUUACAAGGAAGAUGUGCGCAUCAUGAAGGAUAUGGGUGUGGAUGCCUACAGAUUUUCCAUAUCCUGGACUAGAAUUCUUCCAAAUGGAAGUCUGAGCGGUGGAGUCAACAGAGAAGGCAUCAGAUACUACAAUAACUUGAUCGAUGAGCUUCUGUUGAAAGGUGUGCAGCCAUUUGUGACACUUUUUCAUUGGGACUCGCCCCAGGCAUUAGAAGAUAAAUAUGGAGGAUUCCUUAGUCCUAAUAUUAUAAACGACUAUAAGGAUUAUGCUGAGGUUUGCAUCAAGGAGUUUGGCGAUAGAGUGAAACACUGGAUCACAUUCAAUGAACCCUUGAGCUUCUGUUCAACAGGGUACGCAUGGGGCACAUUUGCACCAGGACGGUGCUCGCCAUGGGAGCAGGGCAAAUGCAGCAUUGGGGAUUCUGGAAGGGAGCCUUACACUGCAUGUCAUCAUCAAAUACUAGCGCAUGCAGAAACAGUCCGAUUGUAUAAACAAAAAUACCAGGCAGUGCAAAAGGGAAAGAUCGGAAUAACUUUAGUCACAAAUUGGUUUGUUCCUUUCUCCCGUUCAAGAUCCAAUGAUGAUGCAGCGAGGCGUGCCUUGGACUUCAUGUUUGGAUGGUUUAUGGAUCCCCUUAUUAGAGGACACUAUCCACUAAGCAUGAGAAGAUUGGUCAGAAAUCGCUUGCCACAGUUCACAAGUGAGCAAUCCAAGCUGGUCAAGGGUGCAUUCGACUUCAUCGGACUCAAUUACUACACUACAAACUAUGCUGCUAACCUUCCCCCAUCAAAUGGCCUUAAUCUCAGCUAUAGUACAGAUUCUCAGGCAAACCUUACCGGUGUGCGAAAUGGUGUGCCCAUAGGCCCUCAGGCUGCUUCAUCUUGGCUCUACAUUUACCCCCAAGGAUUCCGUGAUCUGCUACUCUAUGUCAAGGAAAACUAUGGCAAUCCUACUGUCUACAUCACUGAAAACGGAGUUGAUGAAGUCAACAACAAGAGUUUACCACUCCAGGAAGCCCUGAAGGACAGCACCAGGAUAGAGUACUACCAUAAGCAUCUCCUUGCCCUACAAAGUGCUAUAAGCGACGGGGCGAAUGUGAAAGGCUACUUCGCGUGGUCGCUGCUGGACAAUUUCGAGUGGGUGAAUGGCUACACGGUCCGAUUCGGGAUAUACUUCGUGGACUACAGUGACGGACUGAAGCGGUACCCCAAGAGCUCCGCCCACUGGUUCAAGAAGUUCCUCAAGAAAUAAGUAUGUGUGCAUGGACGAGAGCCGCCGGGCAGGCGCGAGAGUGUUAGCAACUCAGGGCGCUCCCAAUGCCUAGCUAUUAUGAUGUGGACAGUGAAAAAUUAAAAGAGAGUAGUCAGUAGUCACUAGCGAUGAAUAAAUAGUUGAUCCAUUUCACGCAGUCCAAGAAUUUAUAAGAGAAACACGUGGGUCCAAUAGUAUAUAAAAAAAUAAAAAAUAUAUAAAAUAAUCUUUGCUUUUAUUUCUCACCUCCAUAUUAGCUAGUUACGUAGCUAAGACCAUUGCGGAUGCCCUUAAGGCCAAUUUUUGUGCGGCGUUUGGUCUGGCCUAGGCUGUAUGGCUGUGUAAUGUGUUACAGUAAAUUGUCUCACCGAUAAGUGUGUUCACUGUUUGUAGACAUAGAAAAUUUAAUCGAACCACUUAUAAGAGUUGUAUUUAACCAUCUGUUA